UUGACUUUUUUCCGUAUUGAUUCAGUGGGCACACAACACAGGCGUACUACCGUACUGUACGUACUGAGUUUGGUCGUUGUUGUUUGAUUUGAGUGUGUAUAAUGGAACCCUGUCUAAUAUCUAUGAUUGCAUUGGAAUCAGCAAUCAAGUAAAUUAAUCUAAUGCCAAGGUAAAUGAUAAAACGUUAACACGAUGUCUGAGAAACUUCAACGAAGGAAUCGGCAUUCGCGAGAUGAAGAUGGACCGCUGUUGUCUGUUUUAAAAUCAACAAUGCGUAGGCAUUCAACUUCUCACUGCAGCGAUUCAAACUACGACCAAUUUAACGAUGGAUCCAGCCCAGGAAUGUAUGAAAGGACAUCUUCUGGUGCUAACAUUAGAAUAGGCCAAGUCACAAACGUAAAACAUGUUCAAGGAAUUAACCCUGAAACGGUGCAUGCGAUACAAGUAAUUGAUAAUGAGCUGGCUAGGCCUAGAAGUCCAUCCCAAUUCAGCAGCAGGGACUCUGUUGAUGGUAACGUCCAGUCGAUUCUCGGCUCGUCGAAGAGGAUGAAAAUGAACAGUGUCCAAGAACGUGAGAUCAUGGGUGGAGCCUACUUACUGAGAACAGUUGAAAUUCAUAAAGUUUCUGGUGAGAAAUUGGGAUUUUAUAUACGAGAAGGUAAUGGGGUAGACCAUAAGAAUGGAAUAUUCAUCACCCGGCUGGUCCUCGGUGGAAAAGUUGAGGAAAGUGGUUUAUUACGUGUUGGAGAUGAAGUCCUGUACGUGAAUAGUAUACGCGUUACUGGAAAAACUCUGGAUGAAGUUCAUGUAAUUUUACAAAUUCCUAAAAGACUGUUAAUAACAGUGAAGACGAAACAGAUUGGUAAGAGCAAGUUCCAGGACUUAUCGAGGUCUCGUCCCGGCAGUGGCCGAUACGGUUCAGAUUCUAUCAAUCAUUGUGAAGUUGUGAAGCAGAUGAAAGAUGCAGAGAGCGAUCACACUAACCAUAGCUGUCCUAUGUAUGACCAUGGGAACCAUUCUAGAGCAUCGUUACUCAAUCAUGAACUCCAAUACAAGUUGCAAUUGAGUCGAGCUGCAAGUUCCGAGGAAGACAACAAGAGUAACGCUAGUGAAAACUCCUAUCAAACCCGCUCGACUAGUUCGUAUGAAACGUCAUUUAUCCAGUCUUGUGAUCCUUACAUCUUUCCAGGAAAUGAGAAAGAUGUAGGGUCAAAGACUAGGCCCCGGUCAGCAAUGUUACCUGUUGAAGCACCAAAGAGCGGCCGUACCACGAUUAGGCCGGUAUCAGCAAUACUGACAGGUGCAAGUCAGAGUUUUGAUAGUGAACUUGAAACACGACGAGAGGCUGCAAACAUAGCCUCAGAAAAUGCAGAUAGUUUUGAAGGGAUGACCCCUUUAGAUGGAAGAAGCAAAAAGCACCGUCCUAAAUUCGAACGUAGCAUGAGUGAACAAAUCGGAGGUCAACAUCAAGGGGUACAUCCGGGAAGGUCAUCAGAAGGCAUUAUAGACUUGGAAAGCCAAAAAAUAACCAGUGAUGAUGUCUUUAGAGAUAAAUCGCACAAGUUUGGUUUGAAGAUCACAGAUGUCGGUAAAAGACUGCGAAAGCCUUCUAGUGGCCGGUCCAUGGACAUCGAUACAAAUCAAUUCUCCAAGUACAAAAGUGAUGUAACGUUACGAAUCCGCAACAAAAAUCUAGCUUUUUCAGGCAUGUUAACACUUCAUGUUCACGGAGGACGGAAAAUGUCACCUACGCUCAGCACGAAAAAGGAUUUACGCGAUUUGUACUGCAUUGUGAUGGUUGACUGCUUUCACAAAGCGAAAACUGCGAGUAUUACGAGUAGAGAUGAAUUUAAUUGGGAUGAACGAUUCGAGCUGGACUUAGAGCAGGCACAGGAAAUCGCAUUUAUGAUAUACUCUAUGGACGAAAAACAACAGCCGCACCUUUCCUAUAAGGCAACGGUUAGACUCAUGCAGGUUUUUAUUCAUCAGAAAACCAAACACGAGAACCAGAAACUCGCGGUCAAACUUGACCCGCGUGGAUUAUUAUACAUAUCCAUGGUAUAUGUUGAGCGUCAAGCCACUUUGAAACGUGUUCCGUCGUUGGAUAGGAAAGGCCUGUUCGGUGUUCCAUUGGAUGUGGCUGUACGUAGGGAGGGAACAGCAUGUAAAAUACCACGUCUUAUUUACAAGUGUACUCAAGAGAUUGAACUUCGGGGAAUUGAUAUAUUAGGUAUCUAUCGUGUUUGUGGCUCGGCAAAGAAAAAGAAACGACUGCAUGAUGAGUUUGAGCGGUCGUCAGAAGCAGUAGAUUUAAGUUUUGAUAAUUGUCCAGAUAUUCAUGUCAUUACAGGUGUUCUUAAGGAUUACCUACGCGAACUGCCAGAACCUCUGUUCACAAACCGGCUGUGCGAGGAAUUUAUUAAAGUUGCCACUGAAUCAGAAAACCCUGUGCCUGAUAUGGACAUGGUCCACAGCAUGAUAAACACACUGUCUCCUGCUAACAAGGAAACCGUUUGUUUUAUGUUGGAUCACUUGAAGUUGGUGUCCCUACACCACGAAAGUAACAAGAUGGACACGUACAAUAUCGCCGUCUGUUUCGGACCCGUCCUUAUGUGUCCAUCUCCCAUAGGAAUGCAACAUCCACUGGCAAGCAUGGCGUUUGAAAAACAUAUAGAAGUACUGCAGGCUUUGCUUAAUAAGUGGCCAAACCCAAAGGGUCCAAGAGAUAGCGAACAAUCAUUAGAAGAGACGAAGAAAGUGAAGGAGACGGAUCACCAAGAGGAGGACAGUUGUUACCAUAGCAAUGAUGACCUGGAUGAAAAUGUAGCUGAGGUUACAGAAGUGUGAUUCCUGAGUGUUUCUCUGAAUGACAUCACUGCUUAUCGUGUAGACUCCGAAUGGCAUUACUGUGUACUGGAAGUUUGCUGGGAUCAACUACAUGAUGCCGGUCAGUUAUAAUUACACACGACACAAAAAAAAAUCAAAGGGUAGCUGGAUUUUUAUCCUGUGAAUAAUACAGUCAUAAAAAAUAUUAUGAAAUUUUUUACGUGUAUUUAUUAUAAUUUAGUUCUUCCUCCAUAUUUGAACAUGUCAACAUUUCAUAUUUUAAAUUUAUUAUUUUUUAUAUGUUUGUAUUAAUAUUUUAUAUAAUAAUAAUACCUUACUCGUAAAUAUAUCCAAUAAGAGUUAUAUUUUGAAACAUUUGUGAUGAGAUACAUUUUUUUUCUUCUCAGGUUCUCUAUGGAAUUUGUGCCUUCGUAGAGAACCCAAUCAAAGAUUACUUUAUUUCAGCUGGACUAAAAUCCACCUAUUGAUUGAAAGUAUUUGGUUGCAAUUCUUUAUGAAUGAUGUUGCAGUGGCAUAAUGAAUAAUACUGAAUGAUGAUGAGGGAGAGACGAAGGAGAUUAAAUAUUACCAAAAUUCAUAUAAUUAUAACACAAUGGAAGUUGCUAGGCAACGGUUCAACAUCAGUAAUGGGUGUUACUUCACUACAAGGUCAUGUAAUGUUUUAAAUUACCUCUAAAUUGAAAUCACAAAAAAAAAGCCCUGAAAUCAUUUUUAAAGAAUCUGAGAGUAAUAGAAUUUGUUAUUAUUAUUAAUAAUAUUGAUGAUAAUAAAACUUAAUUUAUAAAUAUUUCAAAAUUAGAAUAAAAUUGACUUACAAAUUUAAAUUUAUUUUUUUUUUGUUAUUUUCACUUAUUUUUCAAUUAAGGAGCAAAAACUUAUUUCAAUAUCACAUUAUAAUAUGGUAUUUCUUUUCUAGCAUUAGUUUACUACUGUAAACUAUUUAUAAACCUCGGUCCAGACCGUAUCAAAUUUUCAUUGACAAAAAAAAACAAAAAAACUGUUGUAUGCCCAUAUAUAGCCAUGAUGUGAUGUCAUCUUAUUUGUAGGCAUUUCACAUGAUUUUGUCAAAUUUGAUAGUUUGAAAAUAAAAUUGAAGGAAAGAGAGAGAAAAGUAAACAUUAGAGACAGGAAGAAAUACAGAGAGAGAGAGAGAUAUGGUUUCGAUCUGUUUGUGAGAACGAUUUGCAUAUUUUUAGGCCAUAUAGAAAAUAAAACAACAUAUCUCUUGUUAUUCUUUAGAAAAAGAUGAGGCACAAUUUGUUCGGCCCUGUUAUAGACUAUCAAAUUUUAUAUAAUAUUUUAUUCUUUUAUUAUAUUGCUUUCAUAAAUCGGGCUCCAGCUUAAUAAUUUUGAUAAUGCUUUUUGUUUACAUAACUUUUUAUAUGUCACUCGGAUUUAACUACUACAAUUUCCAAUGCCCAACAGGUGGGUUGACCUCUCUCCAUAUGCUAUCAUGAAUAUUUUAUUGUUAGUAAUAAUUCAAUUAUAUUAAAUAGCCACAUGCUUCUUAAGUGACCUUGACGAAUAAUAAUUUUCCUGUGUGAUGAAAUAUGUACACAUGUAAUAGACCGUCAGUUCGUAUUUAAUUGAAUUAAUUACUUUUUUGUAUCUUAUAAUAUUUUCUUACCUCAAUCCAAUCAUUUGUACUGUACUUGAUUCUAAUUGUAAUCUAAAUAAUUACAUAUUAUUUGAAUAUUUUUAUUAUAUUUGAUAGUUGUACAAAAUUUCUUUGGAUUAUUGAUAUUAAUAGAUUAUGAAGCUUGUGAUGUCUGUGCAAGGCUUAUACACCAUUUUAUCAGGAUCUGUUUUGAAACAGCGCCACCAACAUCUGGCAACUUUUCUCUAGGGGAUGUCCAGCAGCCUGACUGACACAUAUCUUCUUUUGAGUACUUAGACAACCAAUGCUGCAGGUUUUAAUGUGCCCCCCCCCCCCAAGGUUCUGGUUUUUUUUGUUUUUUUUUGGCAUUUUGUUUUCAAAGACCAGCCUAGGCCUCUACAACAACAAGGUUGUGCAACAGUCACUGUGCACAAAUAAACACUAGUAAACUACGUAGAGCUAAAUGUCUAAGCAUCUGGAUGUCCCUCAGUGGUAGUUGCCAGGAAAUUCUCGGAAAUUUUCAUUUUAAAUUUAGCAAAAAAAUGGUGUAUAGGAUUAGUAUUUGUAAUGAUUCUAAUAAUAUUAAUUUCUGUUUCAAUAAUAAAAGCAAUAUUUGUUUCAAUUUUAGGUUUCUGUUUAUGAAACAUAUUUUUUUUUUUUUUAGAUUCAGGUUAAAACAUCUUGAGGAGUACUGUAGUUGAUAGAGAGCCUUAAACGUUUCACAAUGUGCAUUAUCUUUAGUAUAUUUGUAAUGAUAACCAUACAUUAUCAAUAAUUAGUGUGUACUUAUAAGACUAAUGAUAAUAAUUAGUGAACUUGUAAAGCGCAUUAUUGCAACAUCCUCUUUUUAGUUAACACUCUAAUUAAUUUUAAAAGAGAUUUUGUGACCACACCGUGAUUGUGUCAGGGUGAGGGUGAAGGAAAACUAGCUGAACUUUUUAAACCACCUCAUAUUACCUUAUUUUGCUAGCUCCCUCUCAUCUAAUCAUUAGGCUUCACCUUUGCACCCUCAUCAACACCUGCACACCCCCCUCAAUUUUCAAGUCUCCUUAACAGCUUUUUAAUAUAGAACAAUAUAUUUAAAUAGAAACCACCCGAUAAAUACGACUGCUAGGGAUAGCCACUACAAAUUUUUAUUAAAUAAAUAAAUUAUACAAAAA
Molecule: messenger RNA, 5604 nt
Organism: Anneissia japonica
Lineage: Eukaryota; Metazoa; Echinodermata; Crinoidea; Comatulida; Comatulidae
Product: rho GTPase-activating protein 100F-like
Exons: 5
Coding region: 193-2847 (884 amino acids)
Biological process (GO): signal transduction
Molecular function (GO): protein binding
Source: RefSeq, a predicted model, not a curated record